This is a messenger RNA of Panicum virgatum (switchgrass), 3574 nucleotides long. Its product is annotated as hypersensitive-induced response protein-like protein 1. Lineage: Eukaryota; Viridiplantae; Streptophyta; Magnoliopsida; Poales; Poaceae. Bases 2422 to 3285 code for a protein of 287 amino acids. The transcript has 5 exons. The record is from RefSeq and is a predicted model, not a curated record.
AUAUAAUAUAUGCAGGGGAGGGACAGGCCAGCCGCCAUCAGAACAGUUCAAGGCAAGGCCCUCUGCCUGCUCACAAGCCUCUGCUCCUCCGUCGUCUUCCUCGCCUCUUCUCCAACCGUUCGACCCCGCAAGGUGCCUUUUCUGCCUCGUGGAAUCUUGGGGUUGGGAAUUGGGGUUUACUGCUACGCCCGCACUUCAGUUCAAUUGAACCAAACCCACACUGCAAUUCUUUCUGGAUCUUGUCUUUGUUACUUCGCUUCUCUCGUUACUUGUUAGCGACCACACCUCGUUUAGGGUAUAUGUAUGAUACUAUGAUCUGUGCUGUGUGCCUCUCAUCUCUCUCAUGCCGGCCCGCCUUCCUCUGCUCCGCGUCAUCUUCUUUGGAGUUUGGUCUCUCACCCUCUCUUCUCUGCCUAAAAGCCCUAAAAACAUGUGAAAAUAUCUUUUUUUUUUGUCUUCUCCAUUGAUGUUGAUUGAUUCCAUCUUCUUGUACUAGUAUGGUUAUUGCCUUUAUUAUUCUUUUCUCUUGUUAAUUUUAGCCUAGAAGACCCUAACUACUCUGCUGCUUCACCAUCUUUCUCCAUAGAUUGUCCCUUAUUCUUGUUUGCUGCGACGACUCCAAAGUCUACUGCGCACAUCCUUAUCCGCUGCAAUUUCCUCAUAAUUAUGGAGUGCUACUUUUUGUUCUAGAUAAGGAAUUAUAAAGUACAACUAGACACACAAUCGGCAACAAGGUCGUAGUUUCUGCCUUUCUGAUUCCGACACCAACCAAUCAUGUGCUGUUUCUUUUUUCUUUUAUUAGCUGAAAGAUGUGCAGGCCCCAGUAAUUUGCCCCCAGAUAUCUUUCACCGAGCUGGAGGUAGCACCGGAUCUUUCCUCUAACUUGAUAGUUACACACCGAAACUUCCAAGGCUUUUGUGUGGUACAAUAGCUUGCCGCAAGUCUUCGGAUAUUUGUCUACAUCUAAAGCUGACCGUUCAUGCCAAUUACCGAAGCGACAUUUUAGGCUUGCAUGGUUGCUCAAGUCGUUACAUUGGGGAUUAAUCAACCUCCUAGAUGAUGUGGACCCGCCCAACUGGUUCCUUUCUUAUGUCUUAAAAUCCAUCGUGGAGACAGAUAAUUGAGCAGGCAUGCUACUAUUUAAGUCCAGAAAUACAGGGUACAGAUACCUUCCCUGCCUCACAAACAACUCCACCCUGUCAUUUAGCCCUGUUCUAGUACCAGCUGAGUCUUCUCUCCUGCUCUGCCGUUUCAACUAGGGCAAGUUCUGUUCUUGCAUUCGUCCAUUGUCUGUUCUGCUUCAACCAUGUUUUGAAGGAUCAAUUCAACAUCUAUCUCUCUUUGUUUCUAUAUAUGCUAUGGCUUAGUGAAUCUUUUAAGUGGCCUUAGUUUCCUUGGGCUGGCUACAAAUAUUUUUUUUUGGAAAUUUCCUUAUCUAUUCAUCUCUAGUUUUAUGAAUCAUUUGAAUUCUCUUGUUUUUGCAACAAGAUUUGGGUUCCUGAAAACGAAAAUACUGCCUAAUGGAGAUGGGACCAUUAAGUGCUAAAUUGCACACAUCACUUUGUGCUGAGCACUGUCAGAACCAGAAUACAACAUCAACGAGCAUGUAUUAUACGGUAAAAUUUGAGUUUAUGGAGAUGAUUAGGUGUCUAUUGAGGUACAAUUAUUUUAUGCUUCUCCGUAAUCGUGGUCAUGAUGCAAUUUCUUUUUAAGGAAAAAGUCAUGAUACAACUUUGGAAGCACAAGUUUAGAUGUGCUUUCUGCUUUACCUUGAGGAAAGGGAUGCUUGUAAAUUGUUCCAAAUGAUGUGCCAAAGGAGAAAGCUUGAAUUGAAGCAUUUUAUCUUGCCUAGCUGCUAUUGACGACUAGUAAUAUUCUCAGUACCAAGUUGGAUUUAUAAUGUAUGAAACAUCCAUGCAGUAACUCUCUUUGUCCACAGAGUUUUUCUUGUUUAUCCAUUAAGCGUAUAGCCUCUGAGGCUCUGUUGCUGCACUCCUUAAUUGUUUAUUUUGCUUUAAUGGUGUUUUGAAGGAUUAGUUCAGGAUUUGCUUCUCUUUAUUCUAUAUAUGCUGUAGCUAAUGAUGUAAGUUAUCUUAGCUAUGUCUAACUAUCCUAUUUUGCUGAGUUUUUAGAUAUAGAAACACCAAUACCUGUUACGCCUUGUUUGUAAAUUAAGGAUAUAGUCUCUGAAGUUCUUUAAUGUUUACAAGUGAUUUACAGUCUCUAGCUUUGCAACAAGAUUUUGGUUCCUGAAAAUAAAAUUACAGCUUCCUGGUGAUGAAUCGUUAGACACUAUGCUGUGGCCAUCACUCAGUGCAGAAAAAACAAGGUUCACAAUCAACGUGCUUGAAUUCUAGAGUGAGUGGAUUUAUGGAGAAUCUUGGGUGUUUAUUUAGGUGCCAGAAGUGAUCGACUGAAGCUAUGGGAAACUUAUGCUGCUGUGUUCAAGUUGAUCAGUCGACUGUGGCCAUCAGGGAGCAGUUUGGCAAGUUUGACAGCGUGCUUGAGCCAGGAUGCCACUGCAUGCCUUGGUUCAUCGGCAAGCGUGUAGCUGGUCAUCUUACACUCAGGCUGCAGCAACUGGACGUGCGCUGUGAGACCAAGACUAAGGACAAUGUCUUUGUGAACGUCGUGGCAUCUAUUCAGUACCGUGCUCUGGCUGGCAAAGCAAGCGAUGCGUUCUACAAACUGAGCAACACAAGGUCCCAGAUCCAAGCAUACGUCUUUGAUGUUAUCCGAGCAAGCGUUCCCAAGCUCAUUUUAGAUGACGCUUUUGAGCAGAAAGAUGAGAUCGCAAAGGCUGUGGAGGAGGAGCUCGAGAAGGCCAUGUCAGCUUACGGUUUUGAGAUCGUGCAGACUCUGAUUGUGGACAUUGAGCCAGAUGAGCACGUGAAGCGCUCAAUGAAUGAGAUCAACGCAGCGGCGAGGCUGAGGGUUGCUGCGAACGAGAAGGGUGAGGCGGAGAAGAUCGUGCAGAUCAAGCGUGCGGAGGGUGAGGCGGAGGCCAAGUUCCUGUCUGGGCUGGGCAUUGCCCGGCAGCGGCAGGCGAUCGUGGAUGGGCUGAGGGACAGCGUGCUGGGCUUCUCCGUGAACGUGCCGGGCACCACCGCCAAGGACGUGAUGGACAUGGUGCUCAUCACCCAGUACUUCGACACCAUGAAGGAGAUCGGCGCGUCGUCCAAGGCCUCGUCGGUGUUCAUCCCGCAUGGCCCCGGCGCGGUGCGCGACAUCGCCACUCAGAUCCGCGAAGGCCUCCUGCAGGGCUCUUCCGUCUCCCACCACUAGUCUGCUGGUUCUGGAGCAGCGUGGAUGCGGAUUCAUUCAGUCACAGGGAAGGAGAUUGCUUAGCUAUAUAUGCUUGCCACUGUCGGUCAGACCAGUAUGAUGCCUGUCUAUAUUGCUCGUGUGUUUCUGCGGAGUAUGGAGUGAUCUCAGUGUGGAACCAUAAAUUAUAACGCUCUACCUGCUACUCCUAGGAUGCUUGGGGAUCGGAGAACCUUAUCUAACCUUUUAGAGAAGGGGUAAUAUGAACAUAAUGCAGCAUGAGUUUGCAGUAUAUCUACUCUUCCUGUCA